Molecule: messenger RNA, 1885 nt
Organism: Medioppia subpectinata
Lineage: Eukaryota; Metazoa; Arthropoda; Arachnida; Sarcoptiformes; Oppiidae
Source: the annotation of a GenBank genome assembly
GUUUGAAAUUCAGUCAUAAUUGAGAUUUUGUUUGGUUUUGAUUUGCGGAUCAGUUGUGGCCGAAGACAUGCCAUCACCCAAACGAAAACCCAUUAGUCUAUUGGUGUCCGUCAAGACAUCGCAGCCACGAGUGGCCGACUAUUGGCUGACAGUUCCGGCCGCUGUUCUCACCAUCGAUGACCUCAAACGACACCUGAUGUCCACUCUUGCCAUCGAUGGUCACAACGAAGUGGAUCUAUGGCUCGACAACGGGCUGUUACGCGACGGCCGCACACCUGUCGGCCAUAUUCUCAUGAAUCGAGACCACCUCGAGGUCCGGCCCGCGAACGCAGACCAUUACCCCGUAAUACCGGCCAUUGUGUCCGCCGAUGAGGUCGAUCGUUCGGACGCGGAAUCGACGGACAGUCGGACCACUUAUACGGUGACGAGCCGUCAAAUUGAAGAGCAGAUGAACAGCAGCGGUGAGCGGUUCCCGAUUUUGAAUGACUUGGAUGCGUUGGCGAACAGCACUUACACCUCUUGUGCGAACAAUUGUAGUCCACAGUCUGUGGCCUCUGAACUCAGCAAUAGAUCCAGACGUAAAGCCAUUAAAUCGGCCGACAGUUUGCUUGAUUGUGAAUCAUCGGAGAGCCAUUAUAUGACUGUUGCGGACAAUGAGACGUGGACUCGGCAUUUGGUGGACAGUUCGGACAACGAUUACUACUCGACUCUAAACAUAUCGUCUAAAAAGCGGUCAAAACGGCGAUCAAAGAGUAGCCGCUCAACCAAUACGUCGCCUAUAGUUAGCGGCCAUUCAUUAGACACAUUGUUGGGACAAACUGAAACACUGGCCGCUGAAGACAUGACUGGAGAUGAGGACCGCUUAGAAGGACUGGAACCGCUCUCCACAUCGACUCCUAAAGCCUCUCCAACUGUCGUUAAUGAAGAGAAACUGAAGAUAAGCCCAAAUGACUCGACAUUUAUGUUAACACAACCACAACCGGAAUCAUCGGUCAAAGAUCUUAAUGGCAACUCAACUACUGAUUUAGUUAUUAUUUGUUCGGAUAUGAAUGAGGAGACCGUCGAUGUAAUAGACGCUAAAAGUGAUGCGAUUGCCGACGUGUCCGCAAACUCGGAACCCCUUUAUUACUUUGGUUUUGGAAAUAUUCAUGAGUGGUAUAAAGAGUAUAUUAAGAGUAUUCGUUCGGUUACUUCGGCCGCGCCUUCAUCUGCCGACCGGUCGAGACGGACAUCGAAUGUGACCAACACUUCCAGUGAUAUUGAGAACACCUCUUCUCUAGUUAUUAAUGAACUAAAGGACAAAUUUAAGGAUUUGGAUAUUAAUUAUGAUUCAAAUAACUCAUCACUGGAUGUGUCGCUGGGAGUCGACAGCGUAUCGCAAAUUGCGGACAAAGUAAAGAGGGAAGUGUUUAAUGAAGACGUGGACGCGACGGGUGCGGCGCCGGAACCCAUUCCCGCUCUCAUACAGACUAUGGCUGUGUUGAUGGCAACGGAGCGCAAAACGAACGGCGGUUUUACGUUCAACGUUAUCAUGAGUUUACCCAUCGGAACGGCCGAUGACUGUCCACUCGUCGACAACUAUACGCUUCAAAUGGACACUUUGGCCAAUCGUAUUGACUCAACGAACCGCCGUUUGGAAGCGUUACGCAAAGACAUGGCUCGGGCCGGACUGACACCACUGGCCGCCAGUGACUCACGUGACGCACUCAGUGUCUCCGAAAUGUCGACAUUUAUUAUGCAUUUGUUUCCGUUUCCGCACAUCACUGCCGGUCCCCGAGAUUUGGUGGACGAACGCAACGCACGACUACUUGAAUACCUUGUGUUGAAACAGGAGUUGGCCGUCAAUAAGGAGGCGCUCAUCCAUCACAUGAAUUCAUUCAAUUAA